AUGCCUUCUUUAUCCAUACAUAUCCUAUCCUGGGCGCUCUGCCUCUCGUCUGGAUUCCAGCAAGGCUACAUUGCAUCGGUACUGAACCAACCAUACUUGCAAAUACAAAAAUUUAUUAAUCAGUCAUGGAUCGACCGUACAGGCUCCCCUCUGAGCUCGUCAACGCUGGACAUGAUGUGGUCAUUUCUGAACGUCUGCUUUCCGAUAGCCAUGAUUUUUGGCCAGUUUCUGGCAGCGGUUAUGUGCAAAAAGAUCGGAAGGAAAGGAACUGCGCUCGUGGCAUGUGCAGUAUACAUCCCAGCAACCUUGCUUAGUGCUGGAGCGAAGCUCUUCCAUUCGUUUGAGCUCUUAUAUGUGGGCAGGAUUCUGUGGUCUUUGGCUAAUGGGGUGAACAGCGUGAAUGCAACCGUAUGGAUUGUCGAAUGUGCACCGCCAAAUAUUCGUGGUAGAAUGGCGGCGAUGCAGGAGUUCUUCAUGGCAGCUGGCUCGCUGGUCACACAAGCAUUGGGUGUACCGUUCUCGGAUGACGUGCUCUGGCCGUGGAUCUUUCUUCCGAACAUCGCUUUCGUGGUUGUAUCGUUGAUCAUGUUUCUUUUUCUCUACGAGUCUCCUCAAUACAUCAUGCAGAAGGGCGAUACCGAGAAGGCAAGGAAGGCCUUGGCAGCGUAUCAUGGGGUCAGCGUGGAGGAUUCGUCACUGGACUCGGAAAUACGAAUAUGUGAAGAAGCCAUAAAAAAGAAAAGUGGAAAACAGAAGGGAGCGUCUGGAGGAAUUGAAACCGAACACGACUCAAUCACCAUACUCUUCAUGCCAUGGAAAGCUCGCGAUCCUGUCUCCCAAGUGGUGCGCCACGGUGCAUGGCUGGGCGUCAUGGUGAAGAUAGCCUACGUAUUCACGGGAGCAAGAUGUCUUCGAGCGUACAGUACUUUUGUGUUGCACUCUAUGGGUGGUUGGUCACAUAGUGCAGCUUUGAUGGAAUCAUUAAUUCUGGGCAUAGUUCGACUUCCUACUACAUUGAUCCCGAUCCUUCUGGUAGAUCGAAUCGGUAGACGACCGAUGCUCAUAGGAUCCACUGGAAUAUGUUUCGUUUCACUUCUUCUGUUGUUGGCAGCAAUCGAUAUCGGACCAAGCUGGAAGAUAGCGACAUUGAUCGGACUCGCCACUCUACUUCUGAUCAGCGCAUGUGGAAUCGGCUCACUUUCUCGAUUCUACUCUGCCGAGCUCGUCCCCCGAAGCAUCCUUCUCUCGUCCGUAUCAAUCCUUACAAUGUUCGAAGCUCUUACUAAGAUUGGAGUCGAAUUCGCCUUCUACCCGCUAGCUAACGUGAUCCAUGGGCAGUCUAUGUUCUUGUUUCUAGCUCCCACUGGCGUAUUCACGAUUAUGAUGUGGAUGUGUCCGGAAACAAGCAGGCGAUCGGUGAAUGAGGUAUUAAACGAUAUGGCUCAGCGAAAGAAGCUCGACGUCGUUUUCCCUACGUAA
This is a messenger RNA of Necator americanus (New World hookworm), 1479 nucleotides long. RefSeq lists its product as uncharacterized. The transcript has 11 exons. The record is from RefSeq and is a predicted model, not a curated record. Gene Ontology annotation, cellular component: membrane. Gene Ontology annotation, biological process: monosaccharide transmembrane transport. The coding region runs from base 1 to 1479 and encodes 492 amino acids. Gene Ontology annotation, molecular function: hexose transmembrane transporter activity. NCBI's taxonomy places the organism in Eukaryota, Metazoa, Nematoda, Chromadorea, Rhabditida, Ancylostomatidae.